Aspergillus alliaceus is the source of this 2525-nucleotide messenger RNA. RefSeq names its product dolichyl-diphosphooligosaccharide--protein glycosyltransferase subunit STT3. The record is from RefSeq and is a predicted model, not a curated record. Gene Ontology annotation, molecular function: dolichyl-diphosphooligosaccharide-protein glycotransferase activity. Gene Ontology annotation, biological process: post-translational protein modification. Lineage: Eukaryota; Fungi; Ascomycota; Eurotiomycetes; Eurotiales; Aspergillaceae. Bases 89 to 2317 code for a protein of 742 amino acids. The transcript has 6 exons. Gene Ontology annotation, cellular component: membrane.
CCUCUCUUCAGCUCCAGGGCAGGACGAGGGCCAACUCUCUUUUCCUUUACCCAUUGAUUUUUCUUUUUCCUUUUCUUCUCUGGCCGUUAUGGCCGAAACACCUGUUGAUGCCUUGUUAAAAGGCAGCACCGGCAGGAACACGCGCGGCCUGCUGCGCAUUAUCAUUCUAUUUACAAUCGCCGCCGCUGCGGUUUCUAGUCGACUGUUUAGUGUGAUUCGUUUUGAAAGCAUUAUCCAUGAAUUCGACCCUUGGUUUAACUUUCGCGCAACGAAAUAUUUGGUGCAAAAUGGCUUCUAUAGCUUCUGGGACUGGUUUGAUGACCGAACAUGGCACCCUCUGGGCCGUGUUACUGGUGGCACGCUAUACCCAGGUCUCAUGGUGACCAGCGGCGUGAUCUACCACAUACUUCGAUUCCUUACCAUUCCCGUCGACAUUCGCAAUAUUUGUGUCUUGCUUGCGCCAGCAUUCUCCGGCCUUACGGCAUUUGCUAUGUAUCUCCUGACUUGCGAGAUGUCUAUCUCGCCGUCCGCCGGUCUCCUCGCUGCCGCUUUCAUGGGCAUUACCCCGGGAUACAUCUCUCGUUCUGUGGCGGGUAGUUAUGACAACGAAGCCAUUGCAAUCUUUCUCCUUGUGUUCACCUUCUUCUUGUGGAUCAAGGCUGUCAAGAAUGGUUCGAUCAUGUGGGGAGCGAUGACUGCUCUCUUUUACGGGUAUAUGGUGUCCGCUUGGGGUGGUUAUGUUUUCAUCACCAACUUGAUCCCCCUACACGUCUUUGUGCUCCUCUGUAUGGGAAGAUAUAGCUCCCGUCUGUACAUCAGCUACACCACCUGGUAUGCAUUGGGAACAUUGGCCAGCAUGCAGAUUCCUUUCGUCGGCUUUCUGCCCAUUCGCAACAGUGACCAUAUGGCUGCCUUAGGUGUCUUUGGCCUGAUUCAACUUGUGGCAUUUGCUGACUUUGUCCGCGGCUUCAUUCCGGGAAAGCAGUUCCAAAGACUUCUCACGGCCAUGGUUAUCACCAUCUUUGGCAUUGCCUUCGUCGGACUUGUUGUCUUGACUAUGUCUGGAGUAAUUGCUCCAUGGAGCGGUCGCUUUUACUCUCUGUGGGAUACCGGCUACGCUAAGAUCCACAUUCCCAUCAUUGCGUCAGUUUCGGAGCAUCAGCCGACUGCUUGGCCAGCCUUUUUCUUCGACUUAAACAUGCUUAUCUGGCUUUUCCCCGCCGGAGUCUACAUGUGUUUCCGCGAUCUCAAGGAUGAGCAUGUUUUCGUCAUUAUCUAUGCAGUGCUGGCAAGCUACUUCGCAGGUGUCAUGGUUCGUCUGAUGCUGACACUGACCCCUAUUGUCUGCGUGGCGGCUGCGCUGGCGUUGUCCACCAUCAUUGAUACGUAUGUGUUUGCAUCUUCUGGACCAACUCCCCAAGCCAAGCUCAACGAAGAAUCUUCCACCGAUGGACUCCGUUCCACGAGGAACCCUAUUGUUGGAGUUUCCUCUUAUAUCUCCAAGGCUGUUGUGACCACCUCUACAGUCAUCUAUCUGCUCCUGUUCGUCGCGCACUGCACUUGGGUCACGUCCAAUGCGUACUCUUCCCCUUCGGUCGUCCUGGCCAGUCGGAUGCCGGACGGCAGCCAAUAUAUCAUCGACGACUACCGUGAAGCGUACUACUGGCUUCGCCAGAACACCCCCGAUAACGCCAAGAUCAUGUCCUGGUGGGAUUACGGUUAUCAGAUCGGUGGCAUGGCCGAUCGCCCCACUCUUGUCGAUAACAAUACCUGGAAUAACACCCACAUCGCCACGGUUGGAAAGGCGAUGAGCUCCCGCGAAGAGGUCAGCUACCCUAUCCUCCGCCAGCACGAUGUCGAUUAUGUGUUGGUGGUAUUCGGCGGACUAUUGGGCUACUCCGGAGACGACAUCAAUAAGUUCCUCUGGAUGGUCAGAAUUGCCGAAGGCAUCUGGCCGGAUGAGGUCAAGGAACGGGACUACUUCACUGCACGGGGCGAAUACCGUGUGGAUGAUGAGGCGACACCCGCGAUGCGCAACAGUUUGAUGUACAAAAUGUCCUACCACAACUUCAACUCCCUCUUCCAGCAAGGCCAGGCCGUAGACCGUGUCCGAGGCUCCCGACUGCCCGCCGAAGGGCCCCAGCUCUCCACCCUCGAGGAGGCGUACACCAGCGAGAACUGGAUCAUCCGUAUCUACAAGGUCAAGGACCUCGACAACUUUGGCCGUGAUCACAAUAACGCCGCAGCCUUUGAGCGAGGCCACAAGCGGAAGCGCGCUACCAAGAGGAGAGGACCCCGUGUCCUGAGGACCGAGUAAAGGUGGAGUCCGUGAUUCCGCCAAUCCUAGCCUCUUAAGGGAUAAGAGAAUCCCUUCUCCCUGUUUAUCAUGUACUUCAAUUCCACGUUCUUUGUAUUUUGAACACCGAUUCAAGCGGCCAUGUAGACGAUUCUAAAAAAAUACACGUGAUUCAAACAUAAAGCCAACCUCUUCAAUCGGGUUUACGUGGUAUAUAGUCAAUUUCGGU